Molecule: messenger RNA, 610 nt
Organism: Lingula anatina
Lineage: Eukaryota; Metazoa; Brachiopoda; Lingulata; Lingulida; Lingulidae
Source: RefSeq, a predicted model, not a curated record
CCUUGUGGUCAAAUUUACAGCAAUCCCCUCUGACACACCCAUUGUCUGAGAAAACCUGCAGCUGGAGAUCAUCAGCCCUGUACAGUAAACACUGCAAAGGACUGUCAUUCCACAAAGUGGUUAAAUACUGAACAUGAAGCUCCUGCUGGUUUUCCUGGCCUGUCUGGCAACUGCUUUUAGUGCAGCAGUGAAGCGUCAAGAAUGCACUACGAGUGCUGACUGCCAGAGCAAUGAAUGCUGUGCCUUAGAGCCUAACCCCUUCAUGGUCAGCAAGAGGGAGCUGCAGCCUGUGCCACAGCCUAUUGAGCUCUGGAAACCUAAAAAGUACUGCUACUCCUACAUACAAGAGAAUGAGUGGUGUGGUGGCUUUCAAACAACCUGUGGCUGUGCCUCUGGACUAAGCUGCCAGGAUGUGUUUAAACCAAUAAACCUUGUCCCCAUUCAAGAAGUCUCCAAGAGAGAUAUCCGCCCUGGGGACUGGCGCUGCACUAAAGUACAACAGUAAAACGACCUGAUCUAACAGUAUAUUUAUGAUUAUUGGCACUGUUGGACAUAAACAUUGAACUGUUCUUGAUGUAAAACUAAAUAGUGAAAAUAAAUUUCAAAUUCA